Molecule: messenger RNA, 2112 nt
Organism: Schizosaccharomyces japonicus yFS275
Lineage: Eukaryota; Fungi; Ascomycota; Schizosaccharomycetes; Schizosaccharomycetales; Schizosaccharomycetaceae
Product: glycerol-3-phosphate O-acyltransferase
Exons: 1
Coding region: 1-2112 (703 amino acids)
Molecular function (GO): acyltransferase activity
Source: RefSeq, a predicted model, not a curated record
AUGGCGUUUGAAUCCAUCUGCAAAGCCCUUGGGCAAUUUGUGUACGACUUGGCACUAUGGUUGGUUUCUGUUCUUGUUGAUCUUUUCUUUCGUGAAGUUAAAAGUCGGGGAUCGUUUCGUGUGCCUCGAAAAUCCGCUGUUAUAUUUGUCGCGGCUCCUCAUGCGAAUCAAUUUGUAGACGCAUUAAUUCUCAUGAAACAAAUUCGAUUCGCUUGUGACCGUCGCGUCAGCACUUUGAUUGCCGCAAAGUCUAUGAAAGUGCCCAUUGUGGGACCGAUUGCACGCGCGUUCCAGUGCAUUCCUGUAGCGAGAGCAGAAGACAGUGCUAGAAGCGCCGUCGGCCAUUUACGUUUAGAGGACCCGGAGAAGCCUUUGUAUAUUACAGGCACGGACACGAAGUUUACGCAGUUCGAGCCUCACACGCUUAUUUCCUUACCGAGCGGCGGCGGUAUGGCAGAGGUAAAGCAUGUUAUUGAUGACACACAUUGUGUCCUCGCCAAAGCUUUUCGUAAUUCUAAGGCAAUGGAUGUCCUGACGAAGCCGGAAGGAACCCCUUUUCGCACAGCUCCCAAAGUCGAUCAAUCAAAGAUGUACCGAGCUGUCCACGAUCGGCUAAACGAGGGCAACUGCAUUGCCAUCUUUCCCGAAGGCGGUUCUCACGACCGUCCCGAGUUAUUACCUUUAAAAGCCGGAGUGGCCAUUAUGGCUCUAGGCGCUUUAGCUGAAAAUCCGGACCUUGACUUGAAGAUUGUCCCUUGUGGCAUGAAUUAUUUUCAUCCACAUCGUUUCCGUUCUCGCGCUGUUCUUGAAUUUGGCGACCCAUUCACAGUUCCGCGUGAACUUGUAGAGUUAUACAAGAAUGGAUCCCGUAGUUCGGCCAUAAAACAGGUGCUUGACAUGGUGUAUGACGCCCUCGUCACUGUGACCAUCCUGACCCCAGAUUACACUACAUUGGAAGUCGUGCAAGCUGCACGUCGUUUGUUCAAACCAUCGGAGAUGCAGCUGCCUUUACCAGAGGUGGUUGAACUGAACCGUCGUUUCGUCGCAGGGUAUUUACGUUAUAAGGAUAACCCGCAUGUUGAGGCUGUACGAAAACAGGUUCUGCGAUACAAUGAAAAAUUGUACACAUUAGGAGUCCGUGAUCACCAGGUUGUUGAGCCAAUUGCGAAUGCUAAGCUUCAUAUCAUUUCACUGCUCGUAUUUCGUAUUUGCCUUCUUUCGAGUUAUGCGAUGUGUGCCCUUCCCGGGUCAAUUCUAUUUGCUCCAGUGUUUAUAGCAACAUCAUACAUCAGCAAACGGAAGCAGGCCACUGCUUUGCGGAACUCGACUGUAAAAAUCGAGGGUAAAGAUGUGUUGGCCAGCUGGAAACUUAUCGUUGGUCUGGGAUUCACGCCAUUCUUGUACAUUAUUUAUGGAGUUGCAGCUGCCACGUUUACGCGCGAAAUGGGUUGGUGGGGAACGACCUCGCUGCAGUUUUUCCUCCUUAUCCCAGUAUACAUUUACCUGUUUACUGUGAUGACGGUUGCUGCUCUUCGAUUUGGUGAAGUUGGUAUGGACAUUUAUAAAACGCUGCGUCCUCUGAAGCUCUCUUUGCAUCCAACCAAGUCGUCUGUGUUCCAAAACUUACGCAAAGAACGUGAAAUCCUGUCAAAGCGUAUUACCGAUUUAUGUUACACGCUUGGUCCGACCGUGUAUCCCGAAAUGAUGAACCACAAAUUGGCUUACGCAUACGGAACCAAUGCCGUAUCUAGUGCCACAGAUGUUCAAGCAUCCGACGUCUCUGCACGUGAGGUACCAACGCCCGAACUACCCGAACUCGAAAACACGGGUCUGCAGAAGACAGCAGCUUCUGUCAAUCACUCGGCCGUUAUCGAAGCCGGCUCUAGUAAUCGUUGCUCUCCAGCGCUGACGCCGGUAAAUCAUGGACGAAGUCCUUCAAGUUCCAGGCAAACAUCACCGACUCAAUCAUCACGCAGUUCGCAAGACGGUAAUUCGGAAGAUUCUGCUGAUGUGCAGUCUGACAACGCCCUUAAUAUGAAUGACAUCCACCGGGCUCUCCAAGCAUCCAAGCGGUUACGAAAGAAUCCACGCAAAUCGACUCAUCAGUCGUAG